AUGGAGUAUUUCGAGAGCAACCCAUCAUCGUUGAGACCGAGUCAUGUAUAUAUCAGCUUUCGAGGCGAUGAAAGCAAUCGUAAAUUCAUCCAUAGCCUUUCGACUGCUCUUAAAGCAGAAGGCUUCAGAAUCUUCGGAGACGAUAAGAAGCAUGAAAAGUCAGACUCCAAUCUUCCACCUCACCUUCGUCAAGCAAUUGGUGAGUCGUGGAUUUGGAUUGUUGUCUUCUCCAAAAACUAUGCUUCUUCAUCUUGGUGUUUCAAGGAACUAGCUCGGUUUGCGCAGCUUACCUUAGUAAAAUAUCGCUAUGUAGAUCCAUUGAUUGUUGAACGCGAACAAAGAUUCGAAGCAGAAAUAGACCAGGUGAACGGACGAAGGAGAGAUCUGAAAAAAGGGUUCGGUCCCCGGAAUGUACUGCAUAGGAUUAUAGCAGUGUUCUAUGAUGUAGAUCCAAAAUCCUUCGCUCACCAUAUUCAACAAGCAUGCGCACAAUUCGAGGCACACUACUUGAUGGAGGCUAUCGAAAAAGUGGUGGCCACUCCCUCUGCCUGGGACUUACGGAAUGACUAUGUAAUCUUACUCUUCAUCUUUGUUUUUUUUCCUAGACAUAUGGGUCUCAAAAAGCUAUGGGUUUUGGUUAAUUAUUCAGGGUCACGAGUCAUUCAAAAAAUUGUUAAACAAGUCAAGUCAGAAAUAGAUAAACUAUUUUAUGGCAUAUUCAGAUUUGUUGGGAUACAAUCGCAAGUGGAAGAAGUGGAAAAGCUUUUGGAUUUGAGUUCAGAUGAUGUGGUUGGAGUUGUCGGCAUUUGUGGCAUGGGAGGACUGGGCAAGUUUUCUAUUGCUAUGGUGUUAUAUCUUAAGAUAUUUCACCAUUUUGAUGCCUUUUGUUUUCUUCCCUCUGUAAGUCGACGUUUAAAGCAAGGUGACAUAACUCUACAAGAACUUCUUCAGAGACAUUUAGGGACAGAAAAUUCAGAGGUGAGGGAUUGUCUAGACAAAGAGUUCUUGGCUUGCAAAAGAUUAAGAAACCACAAGUUUCUUAUAGUUCUUGAUGGUAUCGAGCUUGUACAAGAUCUCCAAGAGCUGAACUUGGUUGAAAAAUCCAAUUGCUUUGGCGGGGGGAGUAGGAUCAUUAUAACUACUAGAGAUAAACAAGUCCUUCAAAACUAUGACGUUUAA
Neltuma alba is the source of this 1179-nucleotide messenger RNA. Its product is annotated as TMV resistance protein N-like. The transcript has 2 exons. Gene Ontology annotation, biological process: defense response; signal transduction. Lineage: Eukaryota; Viridiplantae; Streptophyta; Magnoliopsida; Fabales; Fabaceae. The coding region runs from base 1 to 1179 and encodes 392 amino acids. Gene Ontology annotation, molecular function: ADP binding. The record is from RefSeq and is a predicted model, not a curated record.